Messenger RNA from Saimiri boliviensis boliviensis (Bolivian squirrel monkey), 1126 nucleotides. The record is from RefSeq and is a predicted model, not a curated record. Lineage: Eukaryota; Metazoa; Chordata; Mammalia; Primates; Cebidae.
CCAGCCCAGGAAGCUGCAGCAUUUCCUUCCUUUCCCACCAGCCCAUCCGGGCUUGUCGAAAGAGCAGGGGCUUGCCCUGUGAAGACCGAAGCUUCUGGAUGCCGGAGGGAAACCCCUGCAGGCAGGGGGCUUCCAAGCUUGGGACACCUGGGCAUUCCUGGGCCAGGUCCAUGUACCCUCCCACUCUGAGACCCCCAGGGAAUGACUGAGGGGCCCCUGCAGGGCUGCCUGUCAGCAGUUCCCCGACCUUCUCCUUGGGGCUCAGGGAGCAAUGAAAAGUGCCCGACAAACCUGCAACUCAGAAGCCAAAUGAGACCUAUUGCAGGCAGGUCCGCUGUGCUGGUGGCCCUCACACCCCAAAGAGAAGGGAGGCAGCCGGGACCGCUGCGGCAGCACUCGCGCCAGCUCAAGCCCGCAGCUCGCAGGGAGAUCCAGCUCCAUCCUGCCCGCAGCAGCCCAGCCCUGCGCACCCACCAUGGAUGUCUUCAAGAAGGGCUUCUCCAUCGCCAAGGAGGGCGUGGUGGGUGCAGUGGAAAAGACCAAGCAAGGGGUGACAGAAGCAGCUGAGAAGACCAAGGAGGGGGUCAUGUAUGUGGGAACCAAGACCAAGGAGAAUGUGGUGCAGAGCGUGACCUCAGUGGCUGAGAAGACCAAGGAGCAGGCCAACGCCGUGAGCGACGCCGUGGUGAGUAGCGUCAACACCGUGGCCAUCAAGACCGUGGAGGAGGCGGAGAACCUCGCGGUCACCUCCGGGGUGGUACGCAAGGAGGACCUGAAGCCAACUGCUCCCCAACAGGAGGGUGAGGCUGCCAAAGAGGAAGAGGAAGUGGCCGAGGAGGCCCAGAGUGGGGGAGACUAGAGCUGCAGGUCAGCGCGGACGCCCUGAGGAGCGCUCCUCUGCCUUGGACACCAUCCCCUUCCAGCACAAGGAGUGCCCGCCUUGAGUGACCUGUGGCUGCCCACGCUUCUGCCCUCAUGCCUGGCCACCCUGGCCUAUCACCUGUGCUGCUGCACCGACCUCACUGCCCUCCCUCAGCCCCGCCCCGCCUCUGGUCCUUCUGACCCCACAUAUGCUGCUGUGAAUUUUUUUUUUAUGAUUCCAAAUAAAACUUGAGCCCACUCCAGC